GGCGGCCACAGCCCACAGCCCGCCUCUUUGUUACUCCUACUCCGAGCAAGGUAUGGCAGACACUAUGGAAGUUGACGCGGGCGUAGAAGAGAAGAAGGGUGAAGAGCAAAAGGUUCCUGCUACCGCUGCUUCUGCUCCGGGGAAAAAAGGCAACAACAUCAUGCUGCAUCCGCUCACCGUUAUCACGAUUUCGGACCACCACACUCGAGUCUCGACGGGAGGUGGGGCCCAGGAAGCCGGCGGGCGCGUGAUCGGUCUCCUGUUUGGGUCUCAGAAUGGGCGCGACGUGAGCAUCUACGAUGCGAUGGAGGUGGCGUGCACCGCUGUGGGGGCGAACGGUUUGGAAUUGAACGAAGCUUUGGUGGAGAAGCAGAAGAACCUAUAUACUGCGGUUUACCCAAUGUACGAGAUCCUGGGGUGGUACACAGUCGGCACAGAAGUCACGGAGCUGGAUUUGGGCAUCCAACGCCAGAUGACGAAGUUCAACUCGUCGCCGCUCUUCUUGCUAAUGAACCCUAGCCCUGCUCAAGGGUCGAAGGAACUACCAGUUUUGAUUCACGAGUCGGAGUCGCACAUGUUGGACGGAGUAGCACAGUCUACCUUCGUUCAGCUGGCUUUCCAGCUUGAAACUACGCAGGCGGAGCAGAUCUCCGUUGAGCAUGUGGCCAAGGCGACUCCCACCGACGGCAUAUCAUCGAUCGAUCUGCACGCGGGCGCAGUGAGCACGUCGCUACGGACCCUCCUUGCCAGAAUUGAGAUCCUGCGGAGAUUCCUGGAGGAGACCAAGAAGGGCAACAUCUCCGUAGACUACCCCCUGCUGCGACAAAUCUCAAGCAUCUGCAACCAGCUCCCGACAAUGGACGGAGCACAGUUCUCCGAGGAGUUCAUGCGGGAAUUCAACGACUCGCUUUCAGUCGCGUACCUGGCGUCGGUGCAGAAGAGCGCUGGCUCCAUGAAUGACCUUGCGGACAAGUUCAUGACAGCGUUUGGGCACCGACGACCUAUUUGA
Molecule: messenger RNA, 1009 nt
Organism: Ectocarpus siliculosus
Lineage: Eukaryota; Phaeophyceae; Ectocarpales; Ectocarpaceae
Source: the annotation of a GenBank genome assembly